Messenger RNA from Rhipicephalus sanguineus (brown dog tick), 2165 nucleotides. RefSeq names its product lysosomal aspartic protease-like. Gene Ontology annotation, cellular component: lysosome. Gene Ontology annotation, molecular function: aspartic-type endopeptidase activity. Lineage: Eukaryota; Metazoa; Arthropoda; Arachnida; Ixodida; Ixodidae. The record is from RefSeq and is a predicted model, not a curated record. Bases 431 to 1765 code for a protein of 444 amino acids. Gene Ontology annotation, biological process: proteolysis; cell death. The transcript has 9 exons.
UAUUCAUAACAGCACAUAAGUUCCCAAACUCCCUGCCCCCCGAAGAAACCCGCCUGUCGUGGGUGACCCCCCACCCAGUAAAAAAAAAAAUCCUGGCGUGCCGCCCCUGCGCUUUCUAGGCUUGCGUUAUAAUUUUCUUGAAGCCCUCUAAUGAGUGGGCGCUUAAUUAGUUCUCGUCAAGAUUGCACUUAAUUAGAUAAACAAAGCAAAACCUACGAGAAAGUAACGCGGGUAGUUGCUUUCUCAUCGUCGUAUGCAUACCGCUCUAAAAGCUACCCGCUUCAAUCUCUGUGCCGUAAAGCCACGCGCGAAGGAGGAGGGGGACACCGCGGCGCACGCAUGCAGUGUGAAUGCCCUCGUGCAUGAUGUGCCGGGACCAGUGAGCCACAUAAACGGAACCAGGCCGCGUCGAUAAGAGGGAGCGCCAUCGAUGCUUCGGGGGAGGUCAAGUUCGAAACGGAACCUGCUGCUGCCGGCCGACGCGUCCCUGCUGCCCGGAGCAAAGCGCGUGCGGCUUCGAGGCGACGGCCGCGCGCGUGGAGUCGCAUUCUCUCGUCGAGUCCAGUUGGCGGAGGAUAUGGGCGAAUCGCUCCGUGUUUUCACUCUCCUGGCACUGGUCGCGUCGACGGCAUCCCUCAUCAGCAUUCCCCUACAUCGAUUCAAGUCUGUGAGACAAACCUUGGGCGAGGUAGACGCCGAACUAGUUGUGGCCCAGCCGAAAUACUACAGUGAUGGAGGUGCUCAACUGCCAAUUCCAGAGCCACUGUCAAACUACCUUGACGCUCAAUACUAUGGGCCAAUCAGCAUAGGAGUACCUCCGCAACCUUUUCGUGUUGUCUUUGACACGGGCUCAUCCAACUUGUGGGUUCCUUCAAGACGUUGCAAGUGGACCAACUUUGCCUGCUUGCUCCACAAGAAGUAUGACCAUACAAAGUCAAGGACGUACCGUAAGAAUGGCACAGCUAUAUCAUUGCGCUAUGGCACUGGCAGCAUGACCGGCUUCUUGAGCGUAGACACAGUUUCACUUGCAGGCGUUGAUGUUCAGAACCAGACCUUUGCUGAAGCAGUCACUGAACCAGGUUUGACUUUUGUGGCUGCCAAGUUUGAUGGCAUCCUAGGUCUCGGCUUUAAGAACAUCGCUGCAUCUGGUGCAAACACCGUAUUCGACAACAUGGUCUUGCAGGGCCUCGUACCACAACCUGUUUUUUCUUUCUUUCUGAGUCGAAACCGCAAUUCCUCAAGUGGUGGUGAAAUUACAUUUGGCGGUGUAGAUAAGCGCUUCUACAAGGGCUCCAUUGAUUAUGUACCUGUCACAAAGAAAGGCUACUGGCAGUUUGCGAUUGAUGGGAUAUCUGUGGAAAACAACUCACUGAGAUUCUGUGUAAACGGCUGUCAGGCUAUUGCGGACACUGGCACAUCACUAAUGGCCGGCCCAUCUUUAGAGGUCAUGAAACUUCAGAAAAUUAUUGGUGCCUACCCUUACUCGCAUGGUCAGUACACAGUGAAAUGUGAAGACGUGCCUAAGCUUCCGGCCGUCACAUUCCAUAUAGGAAAUCGUACGUACACUUUGACAGGGAAUGAUUAUGUCCUAAAGAUUACACAGUUUCGCCGCAGCCUGUGUCUUUCAGGGUUUGUCGGACUUGACAUACCAGCCCCACAAGGACCUCUUUGGAUCUUUGGUGACGUCUUCAUAGGCCGAUACUACACUGUUUUUGACUACGGUGCUUCACGUGUUGGCUUUGCUGAGGCUGCGGAAGUUGACUGACCUGCUUUAUUGCCUUCUUUCUUCACUCUUCCGGUUCUUUCUGCCUUUCAAGUUUUCCUCCAGUACACCGUACGUGGGCAUUAAACCCUGCUGCAGCGAUGUAAGCAGGCAUAUGAGAAUCUACGUGUGUGAAUUUUUUUGUUUUACUUACUUCUCGAGAGGACAUUCUAGCAGUAAAACAAACAGUAUAUGUGGCCAAAUACUGUACGCUAUUGGUAACUGCUUGCGAUUUUUAUAUAAGGAAAUAAAUGUGAUUGAAUCGCAGUAAAAUUGUUAGUGCUAAAAAAGUCACUGUGAGUGGAAAAGAAUGUGUUGCUUGUCCACAAGCCUUUGUACAAAGGCAGCUUUUGUACUGAGCAAGUCAUUACUAAUACUAAAAGUCCGUAUGUAUCACACAAAG